AUGGAGCUUGAAACUAAACUGAGGGAAAAUCUUGCUUCACAAGCACUGCUUUUGUCUGAUAAUCACUUGAAGCCAUACAUGAAAGAUGAAUUUUCCUUUGGAACUCCAUCAAAAGGUUUCCUGCAAGAUUUUCAGUCUCUCAAUCGGUUUCAUACAAAAGGGUCUUCAUCAAAUCCCAGUUUUGGGGUCCAAACUGAGUGUUACGGUUCAUUAAUUAACAAUUUCACUUAUGGGUGCUCAACAGAUUUCGAUGAUAUUCAUAAUUACUGUAAGCCAUUCGCAGACAGUGGUGGGAAUGGUCAUGUUAUGGACAAUUUCCAUAGUGGAGGAUACUUGAAUAUCCCUCAGAGAAAUCCCCCUUAUGAUACUAUGGGAACAGAUCAAGGUUACAUGAUCUUCACUACUUGGCAAGACAUAAAACCUAUCAAUUUUGUGGUACCAGAUGAAGUCUCAUGCAUAACAGCAGAAAAUGGGUACAACAAAAAAGUUGGCAUGAAUAAGAAUAUUGCAUUGCCAGAAACUAUGAGGGCAUACAGAGGUCCUAGAAAGUGUAAUGUUGCAAAGGGGCAAUGGACUACUGAAGAAGACAGGCUCUUGAUUGAACUGGUUCAGCAGUAUGGGGUGAGAAAAUGGUCGCAUAUUGCUCAAAUGUUGCCUGGGAAGAUAGGAAAGCAGUGUAGAGAGAGAUGGCACAACCAUCUUAGGCCUGAUAUCAAGAAGGAUGCGUGGAGUGAAGAGGAGGACAAGGUACUCAUUCACGCCCAUGCAGAGAUAGGAAACAGAUGGGCUGAAAUUGCAAAGAGGUUGCCUGGAAGAACAGAAAACUCCAUCAAGAACCAUUGGAAUGCAACCAAAAGAAGGCAAUACUCGAAACGAAAAUGUCGUUCAAAAUACCCCAGAGCGUCCCUUCUACAAGAAUACAUCAAGAGCUUGAACUUGGACUCAAACACUGCAAAAAAUUGGAGAAAACCUUCGGCUAGUAAUGCUACAACAACCAAUGAUACCACCCUCAAAGCACCAGUUCUUCAGCCGGAGCUCAGCUCCGACAAUUUGGACUAUGAUUUUUGUUUUGAUGAAAACAUGUGUCAAGAGGGCUGUAGCAUUGAUUCACUUCUCGAUGCAAACACGCCCUGUGCUCCUGUUGUUGAUGUGAAAGAUUUUGAUGGGAAAAUGCCUUGUGCUCCAGUCUUCGAUGAUAAUGACUUUGAUAUGGACAUUCCAGCACUGGAUAUGAGUCCAGUAAUAGAAUGUGAAUCGAAGAAGGGGCUGGAUUUGGUGGAGACGAUCUCUCAAAUCACAAAACUAGCAAUUGAACAUUGGAGAAAAGUCCUCCUGGUGAACGUGAAAGUACAAGUACAAGCAGAUCAAAAGAUAAUUUAA
Juglans regia (Persian walnut) is the source of this 1380-nucleotide messenger RNA. RefSeq names its product transcription factor MYB98-like. Gene Ontology annotation, cellular component: nucleus. The coding region runs from base 1 to 1380 and encodes 459 amino acids. The transcript has 4 exons. Gene Ontology annotation, biological process: regulation of DNA-templated transcription. Gene Ontology annotation, molecular function: DNA-binding transcription factor activity, RNA polymerase II-specific; RNA polymerase II cis-regulatory region sequence-specific DNA binding. The record is from RefSeq and is a predicted model, not a curated record. NCBI's taxonomy places the organism in Eukaryota, Viridiplantae, Streptophyta, Magnoliopsida, Fagales, Juglandaceae.